Molecule: messenger RNA, 8238 nt
Organism: Anarrhichthys ocellatus (wolf-eel)
Lineage: Eukaryota; Metazoa; Chordata; Actinopteri; Perciformes; Anarhichadidae
Gene: grb14
Product: growth factor receptor-bound protein 14
Exons: 13
Coding region: 5617-6969 (450 amino acids)
Biological process (GO): insulin receptor signaling pathway; negative regulation of insulin receptor signaling pathway
Cellular component (GO): plasma membrane; cytoplasm
Source: RefSeq, a predicted model, not a curated record
AUCUUAACGGAUCUCUUCUCUACUCUCUCUUUAACAUUUUUCCUCUGUAUUCGUGAAGAGCUGCUUUAUGUUCAUGUUUGACGAUCGUUCUAAAUUGGAGCCGUCUUUUUAAAUGGCGCCGGAUCCAACAUCAUGUGAGCACUCUAAAAGGGCUCACUAUGUGUACAACGAGGGUUUGUCUUCAUAAGUAUAAGUUAUAUCAACAAUCAUUUCUCUGUGCUGUUGUUACUUGCUCAAUCUGAACUUUCACCGGGAUUCACACUGGGUUCUUAAAAAAUGUUAACUUACAUUAGUGGGAAUUCAUCUUUGACAGAUGCAAUGUGUCAUUUGAUGGCAAAAGAUGGUGUUUUAAACUUAGAGAGUAGCCGAUACUCUGGAAAUAUUCUAAAAUAUAAAAUCUGCAUGAAUGCUGAACAAAGCAAGCCCACACGUAAAGUCAGAAUAUUUAUAUACAGCACAGUAUACAUAUAUAGUGUCUGUGGAGCGGCACUUUGCAUUGGUGGGACUUUCCAACAACAAUAUAAUGUUAAUUCUUCAAUUCCGGCCUGCUCCCCUUUAAUGCUGCUCCAUUAUUCCUUAUGGAUUUAUAGAUUCUUGCUUUCCAUCUUCUGAUGUCUUGCUCUUUUUGUUUACUUUGACACGGGGAUGUCGACUUGUAUUUCAUAUGAUAUUAGACUGGCAAACCUGGAAUCUGCCAAGCGGAAACGUACAGAGAAAUGUGGACCUGUGUGACAGAUAUGGCACCUUCUCGUGAACCAUAUAGUAUAUAAGAUAAAUAUGGACUUUAGAACAUUGCAGAUGUGCCUUUUUAUAAUUACAGUAAAUGUGUCUUAUUCAUCAAGCCACCUCAAGUGUCUUUUACAUCCUAUAUCUGAGUCAAAUAUGUUGUGAAAAUCCAAUACCAACAAACUCAGAAGAAUAUAAAUCAUUUUUUUAGAUAAGACCUCAGCAGUCUUGUUUUAAAAAAAACUGUUUAAAGUAGCUACUAGCUUUCCAGCGUGUUUAUCUGUGUAGCCUGAUAACAUUUGUCUGCUGUUGCAAUUCAUCUACUCAUUGGUGCCCGCUGGAUGCUCUGUAAAGCAAACCGUAUCCCAGCUUUUGAUUUGUUUUUCCAUUUGGUCCAUUUCUGUUUCAGCACCCAGAGAACCAGUGCUUAGCUACUAUUUGGGAGCCAUGAGCUAUAGGUGUAAAUAGCACCUGGUUUGGCCACUAUAGAGAAAGCUCGAAAUGAGGACAUUUCCUCAUGGUUUCUUAUAUAGACGAGGCUGGAGGCCACCUCCUCGCCACCACUACAUGAUAGAGCUGCAGCUGUGAGAGUGCAGUUCAAGGUUAAACCAAAGCGGUCUAAUUGCCAAAAUGUCUCGCACUGUGCUGUCCUUGAGAUAAGAAGGUGUAAUAGAGUUUAUGUUCAACAAGACUAUAUGUAGUGCUACAUAGUCGAUGUCUGGAUUUGUUCUGCCUUGUCCAGACAAGGCUUUUCAUCGAAGGUUCUUUGUAACACAGCACAACAUGUUCUUUUGCUUCACCCUCUACUUCGCUCCUCACCGUACAUUGGCUGAUGACUAUCACAAAAUGUAAAAGAUUGCGUUGAUUUAGAAACAUUUCAUUGUUUGUUCACCAGAGAGCACUGACAUGUUUAUUUUUCCAAUUUUAAAGUAGCUAACUAGAUAUACACUAGAUAUACAGCUUGGUCAUGAUUCUGUAAUUUAUAAACUUACGGUAUUCUUAUUACCGCCACCAAGGAAGUUAUGUUUUCAGUUCGGUUUGUCUGUUUGUCAGCAGGAUCACGGAAAAACUACUGGCCCGAUUUUUAUGAAACUUGGUGGAAGGGUGUAGGGCAUGUCCUUGGUGGAGGUCUGCGUUUUCCAAGCGUACAUAUAGUUUGUUUAUGUUUGCCCAUGUGUAGUCGUGAGAUUUGUUUUUAACUGACUAAUAUUAAGUACUGGAUCCUUUCAUGAAUAACUGCUUUUAAAACGUUUCUGGCCACAGCCGGAGACAUCGCCACCAACCAGUUUCAGAAUUUAGACUGCAGAUUUGAGUUGGAGGACAUUUUUGAAUGUUUGCUCUGCUGGUUUUGACUAAGCUAACAAUACUGUAUUGUGUGUAAAUUUUGAAUAAUUUAAUGUUGACAGUAUCACCACUGGUGAAUUUAACCAUUCAGCAGUUUUUAUCUGGGUGAUGAGCUUUAAAGUAUUUUACAAUAAAGUUAAAGACCAAUAUCAAGCACAACCAACCUAGCUAGUACCAAACUAAGCAAACAGAAUGAUCCCUAUGGUGCUUAUAUGAUUCAGAUAGUACACAAUCGGAUCAAAAUUAAACUAUUCGCAUUAUGCACUUUUAAGACAUUAAAUUGCUGUCCAAUAUCUCACCCCAGUGAGCCUUAUUUUUCUACCAUUGUACAUUUUUCAAAAGUGACCUCUUAUUUUGCCAUUUACUGCAACCAAGUCUUUACAAAAACAACUCAUAUUUUUAGAUGGAACAGCUGAAACCAGUUUGCUCUUUUGCCCUUCAAAGUGAGGAACAAUAAUCCCAACAGAGACGUUGCAACAUAAAAGGUGUACUUGAUUGACAUGACGUAGGCGUACAUGAAUGCUAUUCAGGUGAAAGCCUGUUUACAUUUGGAUCAGGGUUACUUGCUGAUGAAUGCAGCUCUGUGUUCACUGAUAAAGACAGCAACCGAGUACACGGCAUGCUACCUUGCCUGGCCAUUUAUUAGAAACUCCUAACCAAUGAUUAACAGUGUCUUCCACUCAAUGUUAUGAAUGAGAAAUGAUGCAUAAUGAUACAUUAAGUUGUUUUAGGAAGUAAAAGUAAUUAUAGUUUUGGGUUGUGCAAUGAAAUUAAUCGACCUAUCUGUUGAUGUUAUGAACAGCAUGCACUAUGUAGUAUGGAUUUAUGCAAAUAUGCGUAUUUCUUAUCUGAUGUUCUUUCACUUUAUAUUUUGUUGAAAGUUCAAAUACAACAUGCCACUGCACUACCACAUCUAAUGUAACAUCUUGUAUGUUUUAUUUAUAUCUGUCUUUGUGAUUCAACAUGGAAUAUUUUCUAUGUUUGGAAAACAACCAACAAGAUAUUUGCAUGACUCAGACAUCUGCUAAGUUAAUUAGUGAAUCUAAACUAACCUGCAGACCAGAAUUCCUAAUUAAAAUCCUCACUAUUAAAUGCUUUUGAUGCCAAACCAUGUAAGCACCAUUUUGGUAUCCUUAGGCCUAACACCCACUAUCUGACAUCAAAUCAUUUGUGAUAAUUAUGCAAAAAAAUAAAUAAUACUAUCACAGUAACCAUGGAGACAGCACAGGAAACCGCUCUGCUUGUGUGGUUCAGAUGUCCGCCCUCAGAAGUAACAUGGUGAUAAAGCACCUCCCCCAAAAAAAAAAUCAAUCUUUGGAAGUUAGUUUCAUAGAUAUUGUCACAAGAACCAGGCUUCACAUCAGGACACUUCCACACUCCAUCAUGCGUCUAUAUUCUAUUUUUUUUAAAUUUAAUAUGAACAUACUUUACAUUGUUUAAACACAGUGUAAAAUGUCUAGCAUCGAGGAAGUAGAAAAUAGACAAUGCUUUAUGAUUGGGAAUGUAGCAGACUGCUUACCCUCUAAAAUUCCUCUAAGGUCUGCUGCAGAGACGCAACCCCACAGCAUGAUGCUGGGGUGGUGUGUUUUCCUGCCGAUGUGUUGCUGUCAUUCAACACAAGUAAAAGCUUUGGUCUCAGCAGGCCAUAGAACCUACAUUUGUUUGUGUGGUUGUUUCUGGCCUUCUGUUUGCCACACCGUCCUGAAGCAACAGUUUGUAUGCACAUGUGUGUCUUCAUCUCAUCGGUUGUACACAUCAGUGGCCUCAGAGUUACCAGAGGUCUUUACAAAACUUCAGUAAGUCAUUUAGACCAUAACAUCCUGCUCUGCAACGCUGGGUUGUCUCCCUGCCUCCUCCUCUUGUAAAGGGGUCAUAUAAGUGGCCGUUGUGUGUGUGGAAGAGUUUACAGGCUAUGGUCUGAGUGAUGGAAUGGAUUAAUGUAAUUUAAUUUAAUUUCCAUUCAUUGUGGAUGCGUGUUUCCUCGACAUCCAAACUAAAUUUUUCACGAAACUACCUUUCAGACGUGUGUGUGUGUGUGUGUGUGUGUGUGUGUUAAGGACUGCAAACAUGGAGUACAUCUGCAAUGCUAAUGCCCCAAAAAGGUUUCCUCACCCUCUGACAAACCCUACCCUGUCCCUGGUGAAAUGUGAUGCCUGAAUGAUUUGAUUUGGCCAACUCUCAGGAAGCCGCUUCCUCACUGCAGCUAAACAAGAGUGCAGGCUAGAUGCAGUUAUGACCAUACCAUACCAUUAUACCUUUUUUUUAUGAUCUGGGGUUUGUUUAUUUUAAAUGAAUAUGAUGUCUACUGUUCUCAGCUGUAGUUGUCUCUGAUUUGGUUUAAACAAGAGGUUUGAUAAUUAACCUGCAGUGUUAACUAUAUUAAAACACGGGCUGCUGGAGUAAUCCGUUUAGUGUACUGUACGCCCUCGUCUUUGUGAGACAUCCACAAGCAAAGAUAUUUGUCUUUGUCAGGCUCCAAGUGGGCUGAUUAAACACUAAAUGGUUUACACUGAGAGAUGAUGUCAUAGCUGAAGACUCCCAUUUGCUGAUGGCUCCUUGAGGGCUCAAACCUCAGCCCCGCUGGACAGUGCUGACCUCUUUUCUCUCCACAAAAGGAAGCAGGCUGGCCCUGCCCAGCUUUGAACUACCAAUAGCGCGCAUAGAAAGAAAACAAAAAGACAGUCAUUUGGUCUUUACUUUGCUCCCCUCCAUACCCUGUCUCCGCACCCGCCUAUGUCAACAUUUUAGACAGAGUUGACCCAACUAGCAUUACAUUUAACCGGCACCUUUGUAAUUGCUGUGUGGGCUCUUGUAGGCAGGGCAUUAUGCUGGACUUCUGCUUGCCAUAGGCGUGUGAAUGAGCAUGGAGAGGGGAUUGGAGCCAUUUUCAAACAUUGAAUAGGUAACAUUGCUGGCUUCAUCUAGCUGUUAAAGUUAUGGCAUCUUGUAAUUCUGACUUUAGGUUAAUGUUCCUUACGGCAGGAGACCUUAAUUACCGCAAGGGGGAAAAUAGUUUUUUUGUAUCUGAUCUGAUAUGACAAAGUCGAUCUCCUCAACUUCUUAAAAUGGACUCUUUUACAGUAUUUCCUAGUUUAUGAAAACGGAGCAGAUAUAGAUACAUUAAUACAGUGAUGUUAGAGAAGGCAAUACAAGACCUGUAAGUAAUCUUACUCUCUCUCAAUUCAGACUAGUGCAAUGUUAAAAGUGAUACGUAGAUGGUUUAAGAUCCGACCUAGUGUGGUGCAUUUCUGAAAGGGACUCUAGUUAAUGAGCAGAUUGAUCUCUGACGCUUAGUGUUGGUGAAAGGUAGCAGGUGAUUUGGUAUCCACCCCCAGCAAUACAGAUACAGUAUGUGGAGUUGGGACAGCGCUGUGCUAAGAGGCAGUUUUGCCUAAUUGCCUCCUUUCAGCUUCACUGCAGCACAGAGCGAGAGAGGGAGGGAGAGAGCGGGAGAGAUAGAGAUAAGAGUCUCGGUCCUUCCCAGCUGGCGCUCGCAGUGCUGUCAGACGUGUGUUUUUAUGUUUCCUACAAAAGCUCUCUUUUGCAAUGCUGUGUACUCAGCCAUGCAUAGGCUACAGAUCUUGUACAAACUCAGAACACUGCUUGGCUCCAAACAGGGGGGUAAUCAAAGUUUAUAAUGAAGAUAACACCAGCAGGGCAGUGGAAGUUCCCAGUGACAUCACUGCCCGGGACAUAUGCCAGCUGUUUGUCUUGAAGAACCACUGCAUUGAUGACCACAGCUGGACCCUGUUUGAACACGUCUCUCAUCUGGGAAUAGAGAGAACCAUUGAAGACCACGAGUCCGUUAUGGAGGUGCUGUCAGGCUGGGGAAUGGACACAGACUGCCGGCUGUAUUUUAGGAAGAAUUAUGCUAAAUAUGAAUUCUUCAGGAAACCCCUGGAUUUCUUCCCGGAUCACAUGGUCUCCAUAUCCAGUGAAACCAACGGGGUGGUGGAUCACUCUCAGCUCAUACAGACCUUUCUCAACUCCAGCACUUGUCCAGAGAUACAUGGACACCUCCAUGCCAAAGAGCAAAGCAGGAAGUCUUGGAAGAAGUUUUAUUUUGUCCUGCGGAGGUCGGGGCUUUAUUUCUCCAAUAAGGGAACUUCCAAGGAACCAAGGCAUCUCCAGUUCAUUGCCGAUUUCAGUGACAGUGAUGUCUACACAGUGUUGUCAGCCAAAAAACUACAUGGAGCUCCUACAGAUUAUGGUUUCUGUGUCAAGUCCACAAAGUGUAGUUCAGCCCGAGACUUGAAGCUGCUUUGUGCGGAUGAUGAGCAGACCAGGACCUGCUGGAUCACAGCCAUGCGCUUGUUAAAGUAUGGGAUGGAACUGUACCAAAACUUCAUUCAGCCACACCAGAAACAAAAAGCUUCGCCAAUGAGAAGUAUCUCAGAGAAUUCACUGGUGGCGAUGGACUUUUCUGGCCAAAAGAGUCGGGUUAUUGAGAACCCAUCUGAGGCGCUGUCUGUGGCCGUAGAGGAAGGCCUGUCAUGGAGGAGGAAGAGCUGCCACCGUCUGAGCAGCCACGGGAGCCCCUCCACAUCACAGAGCUCAGUGUCAAUCAUAGCUCUCCACUUGGCUCAGUCCUGGUUCCACGGCAAACUGUCUCGGGACGAGGCUCAGCGUCUAAUCACUCAACAGGGUCUUAUCGAUGGAGUAUUUCUUCUGAGAGACAGCCAAAGCAACCCGAAGACAUUUGUACUGUCGCUGUGCCACAUGCAGAAAAUCAAGCACUUUCAGAUCUUACCUGUGGACGACGAAGGGGAGUCAUUAUACAGUCUGGAUGACUGUCACACGCGGUUCUCUGACUUGAUCCAGUUGGUGGAGUUUUACCAGCUAAACCGAGGGGUGUUGCCCUGCAAGCUCAAACACCACUGUUCCCGGAUCACCCUGUGAACGAGGGACCCAAGAGACCCCCGAGGGCCCACAUGCACCUUAACUCCAGGGCCUUUCAGGACAUACACUCCCAGUGUUCUUGUGCCUUGAAGAAGAAAGAAAUACAGACUUAACAGCCGUGCUAACUGAAACCACUGUUGUCAUGCACUAUCGCCUUCUUCAUACUUUUGCUACGUGGUUCCUCCUUAUUUUUAUAUUUCAGAAAAAAGUUGAAUUUGACAAUAGACUGUAUGAUAACUGACUACAUGUGCUGAAGACGAUGUGCAGUUGUGUUUGUUGAACGUUAAUCUUUGGCGCUGUAAUGUUCCCACGUGUGGCCGUAAAUCCAUUGGUGCAAAGUCCAAACGUGACUUAUUGUACUGUGUACUGUAGAGCUGAACGUGUACUGCAAACAGCUUGUGAUUCUAACAUCAUGACAUCAGUGAAAGAAAGUAUUUUAUUACUCAAAUAUAUACAGUAGCUUGCAUUUGGGUUUUCACUGACGGAAUUUAAAUAGAAUGUCUUCUGCGAUAUGCAUACAGUGAUUUCAUAAACAUAAACCUGUCAUCAAUUUUUAUUUGAAACCAUAUAAUUCUGGGACUUGUAGUACACAACACCUCUGUCAUGUUAAAUUUGAGUAAAACUAAGCUAUCUUACUUUUCAUUGUCAUUGUAUUUCUAAGCAUUCAGGUAUUUAAAAAAAAAAAAAAAAAUGAUUGUUGUUUUCUAUUUGAGUGCUUAAACAACCUAUCAGGAAGUGCCACUGUGCAUGCCCUGUAAGCUGGACUGAGACUGCUGUAGAGAGACGGGGAGAGGUAACGUCAGGGUGGAGAGAAAUGGCACAACCUCACUAGCCUGCACUGUACAUUCAUUGUAAACGAUUGUGAUUAAAUGAGAUGUUUGUAUUACAUGAAAUAAGUUGUGAGCUUGCUCCACAGCGAGAACGGUGAAAUAUAUUUCACUCAUUUUAGAUAGUAGCCAUUAAGAUGGAAAUCCGAAAUACUGUGUGACUGAUUUCUAAAUUCAGUCAUGUGAUUUAGGUUUUAUAUUUUCCAAAAGAUUCAGGUAUACAGUUUGCCACUGCUGUGGAUAAAUAUUGUUUCAGAUAUUGUUUGUUUUUAAUAAGACAAUGAUGCAUCAGCUUUUAAGAACAAGGCAUUUUAAAUCAGUGACAUUGAAAUGUCCAUCUUCUGUUAGUUUCAUUUUUUUUUUUUAUUCAGCUGGACAACAGUGCAUUGAUCAACAAAUGUCAUGGACUGCAUAGUUUUAUAUAAACAAAGUCUGUUUGUAA